AUGGCAACGGUUUUAGAUCCACGAUACAAGUUAAAGUUUGUGGAGUUACUUUUGCCUGUGCUUUAUGGAGAAGAAAAGGCAAAGUUUGAAUUUCAAAAUUUGGAGGGGUUUGUCAAAACUUUGUUUCAAGAGUACGAGUCAAGUAAUGCAUCUAAAAAAAGGAAGAGUGAAGUUCCUAGUUCAUCUUCAUUUGGUUCUAGUAUCUCUUCCGGUCAUCGUGUUGGAUUCAAAAAGCUCUUAUCGGAUAUUGCUUCUAUUACUAGAGAUGAUGAUGAAUCAGGAGCAACUUGUUCUGAAGAGACCGAGGCAUAUUGUCGUUCUGUUGAAUUUGAUUAUGAUGUGGAAGAGGAAAACACUAAAGAAAGCGGGACAACAAGUUUGGAUGAUUUUGUUUGAUUUUGAGUUUGUAACUUUGUUUUAACGUUAAAUGGUAACGUAUUAUUGUGAUGAAUUAGUUUUUCAUGUUGUGUACUUGGGUGUUUUGGUUGGUUGGUUGAUGUUACAAUAUUAGAUUAUUAGUAAUUUCUAUUUGGUUAAAU
Lactuca saligna is the source of this 539-nucleotide messenger RNA. Lineage: Eukaryota; Viridiplantae; Streptophyta; Magnoliopsida; Asterales; Asteraceae. The record is from the annotation of a GenBank genome assembly.